Messenger RNA from Sinocyclocheilus anshuiensis, 636 nucleotides. Its product is annotated as nucleobindin-2-like. NCBI's taxonomy places the organism in Eukaryota, Metazoa, Chordata, Actinopteri, Cypriniformes, Cyprinidae. Gene Ontology annotation, cellular component: extracellular exosome; endoplasmic reticulum-Golgi intermediate compartment. The coding region runs from base 1 to 552 and encodes 183 amino acids. The transcript is spliced from 4 exons. Gene Ontology annotation, molecular function: calcium ion binding. The record is from RefSeq and is a predicted model, not a curated record.
AUGUGGGGACCAUCACACUUCUGCUUGAUACUGUGUCUGUGGGCUUGUUUGGAUGCACUGCCAGUUGCUGUGGAUAAGACUAAAGUGAGCCCUCCAGUAGAGGAUCUAGAGCCACCUGAAAGUGUAGACACUGGAUUGCACUAUGAUCGAUAUCUCAGAGAGGUUAUUGAUUUCCUGGAAAAGGACCCACAUUUCAGAGAGAAACUUCAUAACACAGACAUGGAAGACAUCAAGCAAGGGAAACUGGCUAAAGAGUUGGACUUUGUCAGCCAUCACGUGCGAACUAAACUUGAUGAGCUAAAGAGGCAAGAAGUGAACAGACUGCGUACCCUAAUCAAAGUCAAACAAGACAUGAAUGGAGAAAAAGGUAUGACAGUGGACCACAAAGCACUUCUGAAACAGUUUGAACAUCUGAAUCACAUGAAUCCAUAUACAUUUGAAGUGGAAGACUUGGAUCGUCUCAUUAAAUCGGUAGGCUCCAUAUCUGACUUCCUGUUGGUUUUAUUCUACACUCAUAGUUGUCACAGAUUUUCGUUCAGGGCCCAAAAUUAACUUUUUGGCAGGUGAAAUAAGAAAAUGUACUGGCCAUAAAUAUUUAUUACCAUAUUAUGUAUUAAAUAUUUUACAUUUACAUUG